AAAAAUUAUUUUAAAAUCAGUUAAGAACAAGAAAUAAGAACAAAAAGUAAUAAGAUAAAUAAAAAAAAAAGUCAAAAUUAUUCAAAUGAAUAAAAAAGAAAACAGAAAUAAUGAUGCAGUACAAUCAGUAAGUGCAGCUCAGUGAAGAAAUGCACAGCUAAACAGAUGUGUUUUCAGUCUGGACUUGAAUGUUGCUACUCUUGGUGAACACCUGACCUCUUCUGGAAGCUGGUUCCAGAUGCGGGUGUCAUAAAAGCUAAACGCUGUCUCACCUUGUUUUGAGUGAACCCUCUGUAUUUCUAACUGACUUGAUCUUAAUGAUCUGAGAGGUAUGUUAGAUAUAUAUUCAACAAGCAUAUCUGCAGUGUAUUAAGUCCUAGGCCAUUGAGUGAUUUAUAAACAAGUAAUAGUACUUUAAAAUCAGUUCUAAAUGUAACUGAAGCCAGUGUGAAGACAUGAGGACUGGAGUAACAUGCUCAGAUUUUUUGGUUAGGGUAAGAAUCCUGGCAGCAGCAUUUUGAAUGAACUGCAGCUGUCUAAUGGUAUUUUUGGGAAGGUCAGUGAGGAGUCCAUUGCAGUAAUCCACCCUACUGGUGAUAAAUGCAUGAACAAGUUUCUCUAAGUCUUGAUACUUGAUACAAAAUAUCUAAUUCUCACAAUAUUUUUUAGAUGAUAAUAGGCUGAUUUAGUUAUUGAUUUGAUAUGAUUACUGAAACUAAUACUAACAACUAAAAUCAGUCACUUUCAUAAUAGCUUAUAGUUACGGUUUUAUGCUAUUCACAGUGCUGGGUUUACAUGGUAGUGGAUUACAUGUAAUCUGAAUUAGGUAAUCAGAUUACAAAAACAAGUACUUGUAAUUGGAUUAAAUGACAUUUAAAAAUACUCGUUAUUGGACUACAGUUACUUUUUUAUAGAUUACAUGAUUACAUAUUAACAAGGCAACGGCAGUAAAUUGUUAAUAACUUAUUGAUCAUUUUCAUAUCAAUAUCAUCAUAUUCUUCCCCCGAAGUGCAAUAGUCUCACAGAUGAACAUUUUGAGCAUGUGCUCCUUUUAUGUUACAACAGUAAGAUAUGCACCUCAGAUAAGGAAUAGGUGAUGGACUUUUACUAAGUAGUAAGUGUUAAAAGUAAGUGUGUCAGAGUUUUGAGCUGUUAGCUUUGACCUAGCAAUGUCAUUGCUGUGAUUUCAGGUUCAUUAAUGUUUCUAUUGUUUUAUGCACUUAAAACGAACUGGAUAUGUUUUAAAAAUAUAUGUAUGAUUUCUUACUACCUCACCAAUGGUGUGCAGCUCACACAUUGAAUUUAACUGCUUCAGAGGAUCUAGUAGCUGCCAUCUCUAAGGGUCCUGCCCGCAGGGUACAUGAUAGUUCAAAGAAUGGAUUGCAUUUUUUCCUCUUUGUACUUUUAUGUUAAAAUGAUGAUUAUCCUUCAAAUGCAUGUGACACAAAAUAAAAAAAGAAUUAGGUUGUAGUAAAGUAAUCAAAAAGUAAUUGGAUUAGAUCACUCCAAAAAUGUAAUCUACGAGAUUGUUACUGAUUGCAUUUUUUGUCAUGUAAUCUGUAAUCAGUCCCUGAUUACAAUUCACAUGUUAUCUGCACAUCACUGGCUAUUCAACACUUUCUUCCUGGUUGCAUUACAAAUACUAAUAUUUGCACAGUGUUAUUUGUUAAACAAAAUAAAUAAAUAAAUAAAUAAAUUAUGCUUUGUUACAUUCUGGUUGCUGUUAUUGUACAUUUGUACUGUUCAGUGUCUGCUGACAUCUUUGAACAGCUGGGGGUGUUUGUUCUGUUGUAAUUCAGGAAAUAAGAAAUAUCUGACGGAUUCAAUCAGUGUACUUCUAAACAGCCAGGGGGAGUGUGUAAAUGUUCUGCCUCUUACGCAACACAUUGAAGUGUGUAUAUAUUGCCUAAUCCAUACAGAUUUGUGUCGGUACAAAAUGUCUUUGAAGUGUGUCCUGCAGUAUUGAAAACCAGAGUACACAACUGAUUUGUAUUGGCAGACAAUUGAGGCCUCCCUGCAUGUGCAAUUAGACCCCUGCAAAUGAUCCAGAAUGCAGCAGCACGUCUGGUCUUUAAUCAACCAAAGAGAGCACAUGUUACACCACUCCUUAUCUCUCUUCACUGACUGCCGGUUAAUGCACGUAUCGAGUUCAAGGCUUUGAUGCUGGCAUACAGAACAGUCACUGGGUCUGCUCCAGCAUACCUAAAUCAUUUCUGCAGAGCUACGUGCCUACUAGAAGCCUGCGGUCAGCUAAGGAACAUCGCCUUGUUGUACCAACACAAAGAGGCACCAGAACACUUUCCCGGACUUUCGGCUUCAUUAUACCACGUUGGUGGAAUGACCUUCCCAACUCCAUCCAUGAAGCUGACUCACUUUCUGUCUUCAAAAAAUGGCUAAAAACACAUCUUUUCCAUGAGCACUUAACCAGGCACUUGAAUCUGUUUUGAAUGCUAUUCUGAUGCUAGUGAAAUGUUGUAAUAUGGCACUUUUUGUACCACUGUCUCCUUAAGAUGAUUCGCUUAUGUGUUCCUCUUUUGUAAGUCGCUUUGGAUAAAAGCGUCUGCCAAAUGAAUAAAUGUAAAUGUAUCACACGAAAAUGAUGUUAACACAUAUUUUUUACAUCUUGUGGCUAUACUUUUAAAACAGUCUUUUAACGUUUACGGUUUGGCCCCAUUCACUUCCAAUGUAAGUGUCUCACUGUAACCCAGAUUUUUUUAAGAAAAGGGUUGUCAAAAUUAAUUUUUGUGGUAAUCAAUAAAUGCUGCUGACUGACCUUAACUUGUAUUGAACCAGGAAUAUUCCUUUAAAUAAAAAAUGAACCACCUCAUACAAUGCCACCAAAAUAUUUUGGUCUUGAUGUCUUUUAAACAAAAUAUCAAACCAAGUGUCAUAUGCAAACAAAGCUUUUCUCAGAACUAACUUUUCUGAGCAAUUUUUGCUAUGACUUAUAAGAACUGAUGUUAAAGUGAUUUAUUUUUACUUUUUCUCCCAAUUUGGCAUGCCCAAUUCCCAGUGCGCUUUUAAGUCCUCGUGGUCACGUAGUGAUGCGCCUCAAUCCUGGUGGCGGAGGAUGAAUCCCAGUUGCCUCCGCGUCUGAGACCAUCAACCCGUGCAUCUUAUCACGUGGCUUGUUAAACGUGUUGCCACGGAGACAUAGUGCGUGUGGAGGCUUCACGCCAUCCACCGUGGCAUCCGCGCUCAACUCACCACGCGCCCCACCGAGAACGAACCACAUUAUAGCGACCAUGAGGAGGUUACCCCAUGUGACUCUACCCUCCCUAGCAACCGGGCCAAUUUGGCUGCUUGGGAGACGUGGCUGGAGUCACUCAGCACGCCCUGGGAUUUGAACUAGCGAACUACAGGGAUGGUAGCCCCCCAGGUUCACACAGAUUCGAUAUCUACAGGAAAGUGCCCAAAGAUCUUACCCAGCCAACGUAUACGGGAGCUUUCAUUUCAAUAUGCUGCUGUGUCUUCAUGUUGUUCCUCUUUCUCUCCGAACUGACAGGAUUCAUCGCCACAGAAAUAGUAAAUGAACUGUAUGUUGAUGACCCUGAUAAGGACAGUGGUGGGAAGAUAGAUGUGAGUUUAAACAUCAGUUUGCCAAACUUACACUGUGAUUUGGUGGGUUUGGACAUUCAGGAUGAAAUGGGGCGACAUGAAGUGGGCCACAUAGAUAAUUCGAUGAAAGUGCCUCUCAGCAAUGGUUACGGAUGCCGCUUUGAAGGAGAAUUCAGUAUUAAUAAAGUUCCAGGAAACUUUCAUGUCUCAACACACAGUGCGACUGCUCAGCCACAGAACCCCGAUAUGACUCACAUCAUCCAUAAACUCGCAUUUGGAGAGAAGCUUCUGGUGCAAAAUGUCCAGGGGGCUUUUAAUGCUUUGGGCGGAGCUAACAGACUUGAGUCCAAUGAAACUCGUCAGUCAAUCAUUGUUUUGAGGAAUGAAGGCUAUACAAUGCUUGAAGAUUUCAUACAAAGGUGUACACUACAGUCUUCAAAGACAGAGGACAACUGGAUCUAUCAAGGACAGAAAGAGAUGUGGAAGGCCAGAUGUACAACUAAACAAGAGGAUAAGUACAUCAGAGUCUCUAGUUUGAGAAAUAGACGCCUCACAUGUCCUCGGCUGACAGCUUCAUUGAAUUCUACCUGCUCAACACCAGUUUCAUGUACAACAGUAAAGAGAAGACUCAGGAGUGCAGGCCUUAUGGGAAGAAUUGCAAAGAAAAAGCCACUUUUGAAACAGAAAAACAAAAAGAAAAGGUUAGAGUGGGCAAAGAAACACAGACACUGGACAACAGAUAAUUGGAAAAGAGUGUUAUGGAUCUUAACCCCAUUGAGCUUUUGUGGGAUCAGCUAGACUGUAAGGUGCGUGAGAAGUGCCCGACAAGACAGCCACAUCUAUGGAAAGUGCUACAGGAAGCGUGGGGUGAAAUGUCACCUGAGUAUCUGGACAAACUGACAGCUAGAAUGUCAAGAAUCUGCAAAGCUGUCAUUGCUGCACAUGGAGGAUUUUUUGAUGAGAACUCUUUGAAGUAGUUUAAGAAGUUCUGAUUUUUUUUUUUUCAAAUUGUAAUAGUAAUUUUUCAUGUUAUUAAUGUCCUGACUAUACAUUGUGAUCAGUUGAAUGCCACUUUGGUGAAUAAAAGUACCAAUUUCUUUCCAUAAGAGCAAAAUCUGUACAUUAUUCCAAACUUUUGGCCGCCAGUGUAAAAAUGUGUGGAUUUCAUUGCAUUAGAUAUCAAAAUAUCAAACCAGGUGGCAUUUGGAAACAAAUGGUGCUACAGCUUUUCUCAUAAUGAACUUAAGCUGUUUUUGCAAUGACUUUUAAGCAAUUGAUGUCACUGUCAUUUUAAUGGAUUAAUGAAGUCAGUUCACCUCAGAUUCAUACAGGCAUCCUGGCAGAGUUAGUAGAUGAUCCACUAACGUUUGUCUAGAAAGUGUCCAAAUAUUUUGUCUUAAUUUUCAUCACUUUAUGUAUUUUAUAAAUGUAAAAUAAUAAAUGUAGUGCCAUUCAUAUAUUUAA
Messenger RNA from Myxocyprinus asiaticus (Chinese sucker), 5022 nucleotides. RefSeq names its product endoplasmic reticulum-Golgi intermediate compartment protein 1-like. Gene Ontology annotation, biological process: DNA transposition; endoplasmic reticulum to Golgi vesicle-mediated transport; DNA integration. Gene Ontology annotation, molecular function: DNA binding. The transcript is spliced from 9 exons. The coding region runs from base 3475 to 4356 and encodes 293 amino acids. Gene Ontology annotation, cellular component: Golgi membrane; COPII-coated ER to Golgi transport vesicle; endoplasmic reticulum membrane. The record is from RefSeq and is a predicted model, not a curated record. Lineage: Eukaryota; Metazoa; Chordata; Actinopteri; Cypriniformes; Catostomidae.